AUGUCUUCUCUUCUCGCGAAUUACUUGUUUGGGGUCAAGGGGUACGUGGCAGUUGUGACAGGAGGCAGCAGUGGCCUCGGUUUUAUGAUUGCCAAGGGUCUUGUGACAAACGGGGCCAAGGUGUACCUCGUUGAUUUACCAAGUGAGCAGAUUGACAAGAGGGUGACAGAGCUCAACGAACUUGGAAAGGAAGUUGGAGGAUCUGCAUAUGCAAUCCCCUGCGAUGUUUCUGACAAGCAAGCCAUCCAAGAUCUUGCUGCUCAGGUCAGCCAGCGAGAGAGUCACGUUGAUAUGCUCAUUUCCAACGCAGGCAUAAGACGAGACCCACCCAUCCAAUGCAAUGUGUCAGAGGCAUCUUUGUCCGAGCUGCAGGCUUCUAUGUGGUCCUCGCGACACUCGGACUGGGCUGACACAUUCUGUGUCAACACCACUGCCCACUACUUCCUUUCCGUGGCUUUUCUCCCGUUGCUAGAGGCUGCCUCGCGUCUUGAACUACCCAAUGGUCGGCUUGGUCGAAGUGAUGGUCGUGGAGUGGUGGUUAUAACUAGUUCAUGCGCAAGCAUGCACAACGUAACAAACGUGGACCUAACGAGUUAUGCCACGAGUAAAGCCGCGACUGAUCACCUAGUUAAGCUGCUGGCAGCCAAAUUCAGUCGCUUCUAUGUGCGAGUGGCGGGAAUCAACCCAGGCUUUGUUCCUAGCAACAUGAACCCUGUUGGGGAGAAAGGGAAUGUCUUCAGCGCCCUCUUUGACAAAGUUCCUGCUAAAAGAGCUGGAAUCGAGGACGAUAUUGCUGGCACUAUUCUGUACCUCGUCAGCCGUGCGGGAGCGUAUGUGGACGGAAUAUCGCUUUGCGUUGAUGGAGGCCGUAUCCUGCUUGCUAAUGGCCAAUAA
Messenger RNA from Penicillium robsamsonii, 894 nucleotides. Its product is annotated as SDR family NAD(P)-dependent oxidoreductase. The coding region runs from base 1 to 894 and encodes 297 amino acids. Gene Ontology annotation, molecular function: oxidoreductase activity. The record is from RefSeq and is a predicted model, not a curated record. Lineage: Eukaryota; Fungi; Ascomycota; Eurotiomycetes; Eurotiales; Aspergillaceae. The transcript is spliced from 5 exons.